Molecule: messenger RNA, 1482 nt
Organism: Asterias rubens (European starfish)
Lineage: Eukaryota; Metazoa; Echinodermata; Asteroidea; Forcipulatida; Asteriidae
Product: isoaspartyl peptidase/L-asparaginase-like
Exons: 7
Coding region: 224-1222 (332 amino acids)
Molecular function (GO): asparaginase activity
Source: RefSeq, a predicted model, not a curated record
CUCUUCGAUUAUAGCGAAGACUUCCCAAACAAACUUGUCGUCCUUCUUGGCCCAUUAAAAAGUAUGGCAGAAAUCUCUGGAAAAGUGUUGGCAAUAUCUUUAACAGUUAGCUUUAUGUUUGGAACAGUAGUGGGCUAUAGGAGCAAUACGAUAUACAGGCAGUAUCUACAGAACAAACGAGAUCGUCUCAGGAGGAAAGCUGUCGAGAUACAGACGAAAUUGAAUGUGUCGUAAGAAAGUGCAAAAUAAUCCAGCAGGAAUGUCUUCCAAUGAGGUUAAUGGCGUGGGUGUGAUUCCAGUCGUCUUGGUACAUGGGGGUGCAUGGGCGAUCCCUGAUGAUCUAGUUGAGGAUAGUAAAGCAGGGGUGCAGAAUGCAGCAAGGGCUGGGUACAGAACCCUGGAGGAGGCAGGAGGGACUGCCUUAGAUGCUGUAGUGGCUGCAGUAUGUGUCUUAGAAGAUGAUCCAGCAUUUGAUGCGGGUACGGGUUCGGUGCUGAAUGAAGAGGGUGAGGUGGAGAUGGACUCUGUUGUCAUGGAGGGACGGGAGCUGAAAGCAGGGUCCAUCGCUUGCGUCAAAAACAUUAAAAAUCCUGUCAAACUGGCAAGACUAGUCUUGGAAAAGACAGAUCACACUAUGCUUGUCGGCGAGGGAGCCAAUAAGUUUGCAAAAGCCAUGGGGAUGGAUGAGGUACCGAUGUCUACUCUUAUAAACGCCAAGGCCAUGGAAGAUUUCCAGAACUUUAAGAAAUUUAGAAAGGUUGUGGAUCAUUGUUUUCACUCAAGAUCUUCAGGCCACGAUACAGUGGGUGCAGUAGCCGUUGACAGACACGGUAAUGUAGCAUGUGCCACAUCUACUGGAGGAAUCUCAGCUAAAAUGGUUGGCAGAGUCGGUGACAGUCCUAUCAUUGGAAGUGGUGCAUACUGUGAUAAUGCGUCAGGAGCUGCAUCCACCACAGGUCAUGGAGAGUCCAUUGUUAAAGUCACAUUGGCAAGGCAGGUCUUGUACAACAUGCAAAAUGGUGACAACGCCCAGCAAGCUGCCGAAAGAGCCAUCUCAUACAUGUCAAGCAGGGUGAACGGCUCAGGAGGAACUAUUGCAGUGAGCAAAACGGGUGACAUCGGGAUUAGCUUUAGUACAGAGCGUAUGGCCUGGGCUUGGGCUAAGAGUGGUUCCAUGCAUUUCGGUAUAAAUCCAGAGGAAGAUUUCACUGUCACCAGUUAAUUUUUUUUGAAAUCACGAAAUAAAUACAACACAAAUACUCACAAUAAGAACAAUAAGUGUAAAAUUUAUAAAUACAAAAUUUAUAUUUAUUGUUUUUUUAUGGACGGCAGCUGAACAACUAUAUAAAAAAAAAAAAAAGUAAAUGGACAUUUUACUUCAUGACUUUUAAAACUGUAUUUAAAAUACUAAGUAAAAAAUGCUGUAUAAUAAUAAUAAUAAUAAUAAUAACAAAUUCUUAAUUACCGCAUUUCACAAUAAAC